AGAGAGAGAGGGAUAUAGAGAGAGAAAGGGGCUCAAAGAGAGAGAAAGAGAGAAGCAGAGGUAGAUAGAGAUUAGAGAGAGAGAGAGAGAGAGAGAGAGACAGUUAAAAGUCGGUUAGUAUAUGAAAGCAGAGAGGGGGGAAGAAGAAGAAGAAAUGGUUACAGACCAAGAAAUCUUGCAGGGCUUGCAAUCCCUAAUCCGCGAAUCCUCUUCGAACCCUAAUGGCUUAAACACGCUAAGCGACGUCGUUCAGCAGCUGGAAUCGAAGCUCGGGGUCGACCUCUCCCACAAGUCCGACUUCAUACGGGCCCAGAUCCAACUCCUUUUCCGAUCCCACCCCCCUCAACCCCACCCCCACCAGCUCCAUCAUCAUCAACACCCACAACAUUCUCACCCCAAAGACCAUUUUGCCCCCCAUCAAAACCCUAAUUUCCACCACCCAACCCCUUCCGCCUUCCAGACCUUCUCUUCCCAGCCCCCUCCGCCUAAACCCGAAGCUGCUGCCUCCGUCGCCGUUGCGCCCUCUGAGCCGCCCAAGGACAGCACUCAAACAAAACCUAAGAAAAGAGGUGGCCCAGGGGGUCUAAACAAACUCUGUGGUGUAUCCCCUGAACUUCAGACCAUCGUUGGCCAACCAGCUCUUCCAAGGACUGAGAUUGUGAAGCAGCUAUGGGCUUACAUAAGGAAGAACAAUCUCCAAGAUCCUAGUAACAAAAGGAAGAUAAUUUGCAACGAUGAGCUGCGAUUGGUGUUUGAGACAGAUUGUACUGACAUGUUCAAGAUGAACAAGUUGCUUGCCAAACAUAUUAUACCUCUUGAACCUACAAAGCAGGCAGCUCCUAAAAGGCGUAAGGUAGAUGUAGAGGCUGAAACUAAAAGCACUGAAUCUGGUCCUUCUGUGAUUAUAUCUGAAGCACUUGCUAAUUUUUUUGGUGUUGGUGAAAGGGAGAUGCUUCAAUCAGAAGUUUUAAGACGUGUCUGGGAGUAUAUAAAAGUCAAUCACCUGGAGGAUCCUCUAAACCAGAUGGCUAUACUAUGCGAUGCAAAGCUGCAGGAACUCUUCGGUUGUCAGAGCAUCUCUGCCUUGGGAAUACCUGAGGUGUUGGCCCGCCAUCAUAUAUUCAGAAGACCAUGAUGGCUGGUCAUGGAUGCCGUUGCAGAUCGGGUACAUUAAAUGACAACAUUUUAAUGCACAGUCUAUGGAAGAAGUUGAUAUGGAACUUGUAUUUAUGUAAAGACCAUGACCUACCUCAUGGCUGAUCUUAUUUUGUAGUUGGGGCCAUGAUCCUAUGGUUCUGGUUUAACUGACUUGGCAUUUUAGGUUAGAAUGACCCUUGGGAGUUUCUAACACCUGUAAAAAUGGCAGACAGUAGAAAAGAAAAAAAUAUUAUGUAAGAUGUUAGCUUUAUUUGCAGGCAUGAAUCAGAAUGAUGUUUAUUUGUUCA
Molecule: messenger RNA, 1445 nt
Organism: Ziziphus jujuba (common jujube)
Lineage: Eukaryota; Viridiplantae; Streptophyta; Magnoliopsida; Rosales; Rhamnaceae
Exons: 6
Coding region: 122-1135 (337 amino acids)
Cellular component (GO): nucleus
Source: RefSeq, a predicted model, not a curated record